Messenger RNA from Epinephelus lanceolatus (giant grouper), 2012 nucleotides. RefSeq lists its product as uncharacterized. Lineage: Eukaryota; Metazoa; Chordata; Actinopteri; Perciformes; Serranidae. The record is from RefSeq and is a predicted model, not a curated record.
CUGUGUUGAAAUGACAGGACUGUUACCUGUAACAACACCUGAACCUCCUGGUACACAUUACAGCUGAAAGCCUCGCGUGCUGCCUCCCGGCUGAAGCUGUCAAAAUGGAGGAAGAGGAGCAGCUGUGCUCCUUCAUGUUCCUGAUGACUUACAUGCUCCUGAAGCGCAGGAGAGACAUCAACAACGCCAACAUCCAGAGGCGCAAUGAGAUCCAGAGACGCAUCAGACAUCGGCAGUAUUUCUUCCAGAGACAGAGGAGGAUGCUCAUGAUGAUGAUAGCAGGAGGGAUCCGCUCCAACGUCCGCAUCCGCACUCGUCCCUGGACCACCACUCAAAGCACUGACUGGUGGGAGCGGGUGGUGAUGACAGAGUUCCAGCCGUCUGAUUGGCUGGAUAAGUUCCGCAUGAGCCGGGAGACGUUCUUCUACCUCUGUGACAAGCUAAGGCCCCGUCUGGCUCGUCAGGACACCAGCUUCCGCCUGGCGCUGCCGGUGGAGAAACGUGUAGCAGUGGCUCUGUGGCGGCUGGCAUCCAACAUCGAAUACCGCACCAUCAGCACCCUGUUUGGCGUGGGGAAGUCCACCGUGUGCAGGUGUGUUAGGGACAUGUGUCACGCCAUUGUGGCGCUCCUCAGCUCCAUCUACCUGCGGUCCCCCAGUGAGCAGGAGCUGGAGGACUCAGCCCAGCUCUUCCUGUCCAACUGGGGCUUCCCUCACUGUGUUGCUGCCAUAGCAACCCUCCACACAGCCAUCAUCACCCCAUCAAACAACGCGUCGGACUAUGCCAACCCUGCUGGCUGGCUGUCAGUGCUGUCUCAGGUGGCUGUCAGUGGACGGGGACAGUUCUGGGAUGUAUGUGCCAGUUUCCCAGGUGGGACAGACCCAGCUGAUAUCUUCCAGAACUCAUCGCUGUGGGCCACAGCUGCAGAGGGUGGACUGUCGCCUGCCACGCCAUCUGACUUCAUGGGAAAACCACUCAGGUAUGUGCUGCUGGGGGAGGCCUGCUACCCUCUCCAGAGCUGGCUGAUGAAGGCCUAUCCUGAGGAAAAGGGUAGGAGGAUCAGCCACACGGCGCUGACGGAGCCACAGCGACUCUUCAAUCGGCGACUCACCAGAGCUCUGCGUGUGUCUGAGGAGGCGCUGCUGAGGCUGAGGGCUCGCUGGCAGUGUCUGAGCAAGAGGAACGACUGCGGACUGGACGUGGUGCCCACCAUGAUUCUGGCGUGCUGCAUUCUGCACAACAUGUGCGAGUCCCACGGGGACGCCUUCAAGGAGGAGUGGCAGCAGGAGGUGUCGGAGGCAGAGAGCCCUCAGCCCAGCCACAAGCAGCUCACCUCGACCAGCACUGACCAAAGUCAUGCCGAGGAGGUCCGACAACUCUUCUGUAACUACUUUGAAGAGCAGAACAAUUAAAAAUGCUACAUGUAAAGACUAAUCCCCUUAAGCGUGUACUGUUACAGUAUAUUUUUUAGCCACAUGGUGCUUGUUGAGUGGUUUUGAACAUGUAUUUUUAUGCACACUUAAAGGACUGUGAAAGCAUUCAGAUGUUAGCAUUGAUCUCAAAUGAUGGUUGAACCUUAAAUGACCCAGAGAUAGACAAAGUAAAGCAAAGACUGACUGAAAAUAAGCUAAACCUGAAAAUUUAGACCUCAAAUCAAGUCUGAGAUGUCCGUAAAUCAUGAUGCAUCCACCAUAGGAAACAUACUUUUGAUUUAGGCAGGAACAUGUUUUUACCAUGUGCCACCAUCCGACCGUCUUUACAUGUUCUGCCCCACAAGCAGUAGCAUGGGCCGAUUACGAGACAGACCUCUGGGCACAGACAUGCUGAAGGCCCCCAGCACCUCACCUGCACAGGAGGAAGACACACAUACUUAAUAGUUGUUGAGUGUCUUUUUUUGUUGUUGUUUUGUGUUUCUUUGUAGAAAUUAUGCAUCUCUCUGAGGUUGUUUAUCCCUUUGCGGACAUUUUGUGUCUCUUUGUGGUUGUUUUGCCCCUUAAAGUAGUUGUAUUGCA